AUGGAACCUGACGUAUUGGAGCAGAUAUUCGACGGAAGCAUCGAACCAAGAGAUAUAAAGUUAUCAGAUUUACAGAGCAUAACUAAAAAUUUCUCCGAGGACCAAAUAAUUGGCAAGGGUGGAUUUGGAACCGUUUACAAGGGUGUCCUCCUUAAUGGAGUAGUUGCAGUGAAGAGGAUACACAACAUGCAUACAAUAGAUGAGAAGCUAUUUCAUCGGGAGGUUAACAGCCUAUUGAUGGUCAACCAUAAAAACAUAGUUCGGUUUCUUGGCUUCUGUUCUCAUACGGUACAUAAACCAUUCAAAAAUGAAGGGUCAGGCGGAUACAUUUUGUUUGAGGAUAGAGAAAGAAUACUCUGUUUUGAGUACGUCAACAAUGGAAGUCUUGAAAACUAUAUUGCAGGGCUCCAAUGGGACACUCGUUAUUCAAUAAUAAAAGGAAUCUGCGAGGGUCUGCAGUAUCUUCAUAUGGAAAAGAGUAUUAUGCAUAUGGAUCUGAAGCCAGCAAACAUACUAAUAGAUGAUAACAUGGUAGCGAAAAUUACUGAUUUUGGUUUGUCUAGAAUGGUGGAAAACUCACAAACCAAAACUACAAACCGCUUUUUUACACUAGGAUACAGCGCCCCAGAAUACAUAGACAGUGGCACCAUGUCACCCAGCUAUGAUGUGUAUAGCUUGGGCAUCAUAAUAAUCCAACUGGUGACAGGACACAGGAGUGUUACCAAUAGUAAUAACGUAAGUGUGUUUUACAUUGUAGAUGGUCUCUUUUUACAGAUUUAA
Lolium rigidum is the source of this 780-nucleotide messenger RNA. RefSeq names its product probable receptor-like protein kinase At5g18500. The record is from RefSeq and is a predicted model, not a curated record. Gene Ontology annotation, biological process: protein phosphorylation. Gene Ontology annotation, molecular function: protein kinase activity; ATP binding. NCBI's taxonomy places the organism in Eukaryota, Viridiplantae, Streptophyta, Magnoliopsida, Poales, Poaceae. The transcript is spliced from 4 exons. Bases 1 to 780 code for a protein of 259 amino acids.